Messenger RNA from Chara braunii, 1045 nucleotides. Lineage: Eukaryota; Viridiplantae; Streptophyta; Charophyceae; Charales; Characeae. The record is from the annotation of a GenBank genome assembly.
CAAAACAACGACUGUCGGUCUCUUCUGCUUCCCGCCAUAGCCAACCAUGGUUCUCAAGACGGAGAUUUGCCGCUUUAGCGGUGCCAAGAUCUACCCUGGCAAGGGAAUCCGAUUCAUUCGAUCGGAUUCGCAGGUGUUCCUGUUCGGUAACUCAAAAUGCAAGUCGCUCUUCCAUCUCAAGAAGAAGCCGUCCAAGCUGGGAUGGACGGCUCUUUAUCGAAAGCAGCACAAAAAGCAUGCCCACGCCGAGACCCAGCGCAAGAGGCGGAGGACCAUAUCGAAGCCAAUCAACAGGUCGAUCGUUGGUGCUUCCUUGGAAGUGAUCACGAAGAGGCGAACUGAGAAGGCUGAAGUACGAGAAGCCGCCAGAGAGGCAGCCUUGCGUGAGGUGAAGGAGCGGAUUAAGAAGACCAAGGACGAGAGAAGGCGAAGAAGGUAGAAGCUCAAGCCAAGGCAUCGAAGUCGGCGAUGAAGACCACACGGAAGGCGCCUCAACCGAAGGGGCCGAAGCUGGGUGGCGGCGGAGGAAAGCGUUAAAAUCGUCUGGGGGAGGUGCCACGAAUCGACGAACGCAAGGAUUGAGCGGCUUGCGCGACGCGUGUUGCAUACGCUGUCUGCUUAUCCUCCUUGGUUUUAGGGGUAGGAGGACACGUGUGCGACGCCGGGUAGCAGAGUUGAUCGGAAUUUUUGUAUGCAGGGAUCCCUGUCCUCCUUUCUGUAGGUGGAAGCGCUGGCGAUGUUACCAGUCUGCUUGUGCGACGCUGGCGCGGGAUGCGCGGGAUGUGUGGAUGUGGGGCACGGGUGCGAUAUUUUGCCAGUCUUCUGAGCCGUUGUUGACAUGGUGGGCAAGUAACGAUGCUAAUCUUAAACAUGUUUUCGUCCGCUGGGAGCGGCUGUGAUGUUGUCUCAUGGAGGGCAUUUGUGGUGGUCGAUAACUGGUUUUGAUUGAUGCGUUGUGAUUUGAAAGGUGGCAUUUGCGGCGAAGGAGAGGAGUGUGCGCCCUUGGGAAAAAGGGAGGGGAGUGUACUCGUCGGUGCAUAUUGGG